Molecule: messenger RNA, 2872 nt
Organism: Mustela erminea (ermine)
Lineage: Eukaryota; Metazoa; Chordata; Mammalia; Carnivora; Mustelidae
Gene: ENTHD1
Product: ENTH domain containing 1
Exons: 7
Coding region: 515-2347 (610 amino acids)
Biological process (GO): endocytosis
Cellular component (GO): clathrin vesicle coat; plasma membrane; endosome
Molecular function (GO): phospholipid binding; clathrin binding
Source: RefSeq, a predicted model, not a curated record
GGCUUCCGCUCCAAGUAAACUCUGUGCUUUCUGAGGGGAGUCCAUAGUCGGGCUCAUCUGUGUGGCUCUGGACCUGGCAUGGAGCCUGCCUUGUACACGGUGGUCGUUCUGAAGAAAUGGAGACCAAGGAGACGCUGUCUGCAGGAAGUUGAUUCUCUGAGUCUUCACCCUUCAUGUUCAAAAUUCUUUCUCAAGCAUCUCAUUUCUUCCUCUCAGCUGUUCUUUCUAUGGGGUGAUUAUUCUUUAUGGUGCAGGUGAGGGAGCUGAGGCUCAGUGAAGUCGUUGAGCCUGAAUUAGGAAAGGGCAGAGCAGGACCUCAAGUCCAUGCCUUUGGAAUCCUAAUUAAAGUAAUGAGAUGAGGAAAUUGAUGUCUCAUCAAAAUGGAGAUUAAUCAUUUGUAUUUGGGAGCAGCAGAACUGGGGACCAAUUACCUCUCAAGAGUUUUAUAAACCAAUUGUCAUAACUCCUAUUCCAUUGCUCUCACCCCCAUCUCACCUUCAAACUUGUCUUACCUAUGGCAUUCAGGAGGCAAGUGAAGAACUUCGUGAAAAAUUACUCAGAUGCUGAAAUAAAAGUCAGAGAAGCAACUUCUAAUGACCCUUGGGGUCCUUCUAGUUCUCUAAUGUUAGAUAUCAGUGACCUGACUUUCAAUACAAUUUCUCUGUCAGAGAUCAUGAAUAUGCUAUGGCAGAGACUCAAUGAUCAUGGGAAGAACUGGCGCCAUGUAUAUAAAUCCCUUACGCUGAUGGAUUAUCUCAUCAAGAACGGAUCAAAGAAAGUUAUUCAGCAUUGCAGAGAGGGGUUCUGUAACCUUCAAACACUAAAAGAUUUUCAACACAUUGAUGAAGCUGGAAAAGACCAAGGGUAUUAUAUCCGGGAGAAGUCUAAGCAAGUCAUAACAUUGCUGAUGGAUGAACAGUUGCUGCACAGAGAGAGGGAAGUAGCAUGUCGGACAAGACGGCGUACCUCCUACUCUAUGACAUUUCCUAAAAGAUUACCUGGUACAGCUAACUCACCAACAGCAUGUGCUUCCGCCCACACACCAGAAACUCCUGCCUCAGAGAAGAAACGUAAGCUUCUUAAGGUUGCAAGGCUACGUAAUAAAAAAAACACUUCCAAGGCAGGAGCGAAACAAGAGCAGUGCCAAGACACUCAGUUGCCUAGUGGAACCGUGUUGUCUCAGGGAACACUACCGGUCAAGACUAAUGCUUGGAAAUCCACAGAGGACCUGAUGUUAUUUUAUGAGGAUGAUCCAAAGCCACUUUUGCCGACAAUUCCUCCUUCCAUUAUCUCGUCAACUAAAUGGCUAUCAGAAGGACCAGCAGACGUUUGUAACCUCUGGGAUGCAGAUGCUGUGCCUGCUCCCUCGGCAAAGAGCCCAUCUGGGCAGACAAAUGUGAGUUUGGACAAGAAAUCAGACAGUACCAUUACAAAUACUGUAACCGAACACCCUUUGCAAAUGCCUCUAGAAAAGAAGUCAGUUGCAAAAAGUUUUGAAACGUUGACAACCCUACCAUCAUUUCAGUCACCGGAUAAAGAGGAGUUUAUCAGCCCUAAUUUAAGGGUGUCAAAGUCAGAGUCUACUUUCUACAACCAGGCCUCUGUAGAGACACUUUACGUCUCUCCCUCAUUUAAAACCUUUAACCCAGUGAAGGAGAUUCUAAGCAGUAAGGACUUUCAGAAGCCAACCCAAUCCAGUGUUAUUCAGUUGGACGAGGAAAACCUCAAGUCUGUGACCACAUGGGUUUCAACCACCUCUGAAGGAACAUCUUCCUUUUCUACUUUAUCUCUGUCACCUCCUGACUCAGCCUCUCCAGAAAAGUCUGUUCAUCUCUUUCACCCGAUUUUGGCUGGACCUUCCUUCUGGACUCUGUCCCGUCAGCAGUCUUCUGCCUCCUUUAAGGGUAAAGAUAAGAGAGCCAGGGCUCAUCACCCCUUAGCUCCUAGGGGCCUAGUGUCUUCUGAUGAAGAGGAAGAUGACAACCUCCAUCUACUGCAACGUCUUCCAGAUAACUCUGAGUCUGCCAGGAAGCAGGCAAGUCCUGCUCCUGGCCAUAAUUGGGCAGAGUUUCCCACUGCAAAUGUAGACCACUUUACCUCUCUGUCCUGUCCGAGUUUUCAGCCAACUGAAGGCCAGCCAAAAGAGCCUGAGGGAAGCGAUUCCAUUAAAGCUCUCCUUGGAGAGGUGAAAAAUGCCGUAGUCAGACUACACGAAGACCUGAACGUGGUGAUACGGGAACUUCGUGUAAUCAGUAGCCAUCUGGUGAGCACGAGUGGGAAUAGUCCACAACUAAGCAAAUCUUCACAGCUUCCCCAGUCUUCUGAGGGGACGUCGGAUCACAUCUAAUAAGCUCCAUAGCCAUAUUUGGUAGAACUUAUGUGGUUCCACUUCCCAAAGACUAGGAUGACCUCCUGUAGAUUCUUAUAAGGUGGUGGUUUGAUUUUUCCUUGUCAGGCUUAUUAACCAAUCUCUUUCAAACCAAUAAACUCAUUUGGUUUAUUUUUUUAAAGAGAAAAGGUAUCACCUUUGAUAAUAUCAGAUUUAGAUAUGAACUAAUGUUCCUUUGAAGCUGAAGAGAAUUUCAUCCUUCCACGCUUUGGACUUUACCUCAAGAUAUGUUAAACAUUAGUGGAGGUUGUGGGAAGACAAACUACAGAAGGCUCUUCUAGAUCAUUUGGAUAAGCAGGCAGUCUGAAGCCCUUCACAGCCUGGAUAGAUGUUUCCUAUGGUCUCAUGCCAAGUUUCAGAUUCCCCAAACCAAGGGCCAGCAAUCUUUCCCUUCUUGUGGCUGCCACUGUUGGUUGGGGGUUAAGUUGAGACAAGUAAGACACUGACCAGGAGCUUUUAUGUUAAUUUAUAUUGCAAAGUGAA